CGCCAAAACACUUGGCAUCACUGCUAUUCUGUCUGUCAUUGACUAAUUUGUCAAUUUUGACAAUUGGUGCCAUCACUGAAUUUUUUCGUGUUAUUUGUAAGCUUAAAUUAAAUUUUAUAUUAAAAGUAACAUAAAAAAAUAAUAUUGAUAGCCUUUUUGUUAAUAAAAAUACUGAAGUUAUGCACACAGAUUUGUCACCGCAUUUACACACCGAUGAGUGUAACGUUUUAAUUAAAAAACUGUUAGAUUGUCACGACGAGCAUCCAUUCCGUAAAUUUUUAGGAUUUUGCAAUGACUAUGACCGUGACAUGAGGAAGUGUCUAAAAGCAGAGAGACUUAGAAGACAGAAGGCCAAUUUAGAUGAAGCACGUAGAAGACAAGCCGAAAUUCGUAGUCGAAUAUUAGCACAAGAAAAGGCUGCCGCUGGCCACUGAUUCCAUUAAAUAGCAAUAUUUUUUUUUACAAUGGAGUACAAUAUAUUAGACUCAAUACCAAACAUAGCUGAUUACAAGUCAUUUACCGAAAGAUAUUUCAGCAAAAGAUAUAUUACAAAUGUCAAUGGCAUUGAAAACAAUGAUAUCAUGCUAAUGUUUCACUCAAAUAGAAUAGCGCUAUUAUGCCUAGCCCCAAGUCACAGCUUUUUUAAAAUGGACGGAGACUAUAAAAUUAACUUUUCUAUUGGGAAAGUUGACAGAUUAAGUAAUUCUGUAAAGGGAAAAGGUAAAAAAGGUGGACAGUUAUUAAUGCCAGAUUCUAUAGUUUGUAAAAUAGAAUUUGAAGAUGGAAAAACUAUUGACAUACCAUGCUGCAUGAAGGGAACAUUAAUAGAAGUGAAUGAGGAAUUAGUAAAGAAUCCUCAGCUAUUAAAGGACCUGCCAGAUUCUGAUGGGUUUAUUGCAAUUAUAUUAUCAAGCAUAGCCAACUCUGAAGCAACAAAAAAUGAACUGUUAGCCCAUGAAGAUUAUUUGAAAGAGAAAUGUGUGAAAAGUAUUGAUUAGAUAAUAAAAUUUAAUUUGCUUAAAAAAUAUA
Manduca sexta (tobacco hornworm) is the source of this 1029-nucleotide messenger RNA. Its product is annotated as COX assembly mitochondrial protein 2 homolog. Gene Ontology annotation, molecular function: actin monomer binding; actin filament binding. Gene Ontology annotation, biological process: regulation of filopodium assembly; regulation of actin filament polymerization; dendrite morphogenesis. NCBI's taxonomy places the organism in Eukaryota, Metazoa, Arthropoda, Insecta, Lepidoptera, Sphingidae. The coding region runs from base 465 to 998 and encodes 177 amino acids. The record is from RefSeq and is a predicted model, not a curated record. Gene Ontology annotation, cellular component: mitochondrion; lamellipodium; filopodium tip. The transcript has 2 exons.